UCCUGCCUGGCGCGCAGCUGGAGCUCUGUACCAACUCUAGUCCGCCGCGCUCCGGAGUGGCUGGCAGCCGGUCGACUUGACGGCGUGUGGGCCGCAGCUCCGCUCCCAGGUUGGCCCGGCGGCCCUGAGGAGACCGGGGCAAGGAGGAGGAGCCGGGAUCGCUGUCCUGUUCACCGUCGGAGUUUCCGGGGCUCCGUCCGCUUUCCACAGGCUCAUCCCGCCCGGCUCGUGGGCUCCUCCUCUGCAGCCUGCGGCGCAAGCGGCCGUCUGGACCGCCGCAAGCGUGGCGGGCUGGGCGGACACCUCAGAGGAGGGAGCGAGGCCCUCGGUCUCCAGUGCCUCGGCGAGCAGACCCGAGCUGGUGCGGCUGGCUGGAGCUGUGGUUUCCCCCGGGGGCGAGUGCGGUCAGAGCGAACGGCGCUUCCGUUCGUCGCAGGGACCGAGCUUGAAUUUGAUCACAGCAUUUGAGAGAGAUUCAUAAUUUGUUACAACCAAGCAUUUGACGUUGGCUCCUACUCUCCAGAAUUCUUUUGUGAGAAUUAAGUUGUGCAGAAGCAAAAGGGCUUUGAAGGGCCUGCUCCCAGCUGCACUGCAGGUUCUGGCAGGGUGUCAAGAUGUGACAUUUUUUGGAUACAUGAGACAUCGUGGAAUGGGUCAUUCAGAAGCUUGGAGGAUGACUAGUGGAGGAUUAUCUUUGGAUUUUGAAGAAAUUAAUUUCUAAUGUUCUGUUUGCAUAAUUUGAUCUCCUGGGAUUCUGCCUUAGCAAGAAAGAAGUUGGAAAUACUCCCACAAGAAAACUAAAACUAUAAGAAAGCCACAACUUAUUCAUGGUUCUCAGCUCCCUUGCAAAUAUGGACAGUUUUCCUAAUAUAUUUCCACCUGGUGGAGAUAGUAAACUAAAUCCUGAACCUGAGUUCCAAAAUAUGUUAAUUGAUGAGAGAGUACGAUGUGAACAUCAUAAGCAUAAUUAUCAGGCUCUGAAAGUUGAACACACAAGGUUGCAAGAAGAAUACAUAAAAUCACAAAAUGAACUUAAGCGCCUAUUACAUGAAAAGCAAACUAACCAGGAAAAAUUCCAACUGCUCCUUGAAGAGCUGAGAGGGGAUUUAAUAGAGAAAAUUAAAGACUUGGAAAAAAUGAAACUGCAGGUAUUAACGCCACAAAAAUUGGAAUUGGUAAAAGCUCAAAUACAACAAGAAUUAGAAGCUCCAAUGCGAGAGCGUUUUCGGACUCUUGAUGAAGAAGUUGAAAAGUAUAGAACUGAAUAUAAUAAGCUUCGCUAUGAACAUACAUUUCUCAAGUCAGAAUUUGAACACCAGAAAGAAGAGUUUACACGUAUUUCAGAAGAAGAAAAAAUGAAAUAUGAAUCAGAGGUUGCAAGACUGGAGAAAGACAAAGAAGAGCUGCAUAACCAGCUGCUUAGUGUUGAUCCCACAAGAGACAGCAGACGAGUGGAGCAUCUUGUUCGAGAAAAAAACCAUUUGCUUCAGAAAUUGAAAGGUUUAGAGGCAGAAGUAACAGAAUUAAGGGCUGAAAAAGAGAAUUCUGGUGCUCAGGUAGAAAAUGUCCAAAGAAUACAGGUGAGGCAGUUGGCUGAGAUGCAGGCUACACUCAGAUCCCUGGAGGCUGAAAAGCAGUCAGCUAAGCUACAAGCUGAACGCUUAGAAAAAGAGCUACAGUCAAGCAAUGAGCAAAAUACUUGUUUGAUCAGUAAAUUGCAUAAAGCUGACCAAGAAGUAAAUGGACUGACCAGCAAAGUACAAGAACUUAAACAUUCAAACAAACUGGAAAUAACAGACAUCAAACUGGAGGCAGCAAGAGCUAAGAGUGAGCUGGAAAGAGAAAGGAAUAAGAUUCAAAGUGAACUGGAUGGAUUGCAGUCAGACAAUGAAAUUCUCAAAUCAACUGUGGAACACCACAAAGCACUCUUAGUAGAAAAAGAUCGAGAAUUAAUACGUAAAGUACAAGCUGCCAAGGAAGAAGGUUAUCAGAGACUUGUGGUGUUACAAGAUGAAAAGCUAGAGCUGGAGAACAGAUUAGCAGACUUAGAGAAGAUGAAGGUGGAGCAUGAUGUCUGGAGGCAAUCUGAAAAGGAUCAGUGUGAAGAGAAGUUACGGGCUUCACAGAUGGCAGAAGAGUCAGCCCGAAGGGAACUUCAAAGUAUUAGGUUAAAACUUCAACAACAAAUUGUAAAUACUGAAAAUGCAGAGAAAGAAAAAAAUGAAAAUUCUGAACUGAAACAGCAAAUCAGUCGUUUGCAGCUCCAAGUGACUUCAUUGGCACAGUCAGAGAAUGACUUGCUGAAUUCAAACCAAAUGCUAAAGGAAAUGGUGGAGAGAUUAAAACAAGAAUGCCGAAAUUUGAGAAGCCAAUCUGAAAAAGUGCAGCUAGAAGUUGAAAAGACAUUGGAGGAAAAACAGAUACAGUGGUUGGAAGAAAAACAUAAGCUUCAUGAGCGUAUCAAGGACAGAGAAGAAAAGUAUAAUCUAGCUAAAGAGAAAUUACAGCGAGCCGCAACUGCUCAGAAAAAAAGAAAAGCUCUUCAUGAAAACAAAUUGAAGAGACUGCAAGAGAAAGUAGAAGUCUUGGAAGCAAAGAAAGAAGAAUUGGAGACAGAAAACCAGGUUUUAAAUAGACAAAAUGUUCCAUUUGAAGACUAUACAAGGCUUCAAAAACGACUAAAGGAUAUACAGAGAAGACAUAAUGAAUUUCGAAGUCUGAUUUUGGUCCCUAACAUGCCUCCAACAGCAUCUAUCAAUCCUUCUAGCUUUCAGUCAUCAGCCAUGGUUCCUGGCAUGGAACUUUCCUUUCCUCCUCAUUUGCAGGAGGAACAGCAUCAAAGGGAACUCUCUCUACUUCGAAAAAGACUGGAAGAACUAGAAACAACACAAAGGAAACAGCUAGAGGAACUUGGAACUCCUGGAGAUUGAUGUUGCAGGAAAGGCAACUAUAGCAAAAGGGGUGAAGUCAGAGACUUGAUAAAGCAUGAAGUUUAACAUGUAGCAUUGAGGUACUUUAUUACUGUUUGCCAAAAUCCAUGA
Nannospalax galili (Upper Galilee mountains blind mole rat) is the source of this 3041-nucleotide messenger RNA. RefSeq names its product centrosomal protein 83 (gene Cep83). The transcript is spliced from 18 exons. Gene Ontology annotation, cellular component: centrosome. NCBI's taxonomy places the organism in Eukaryota, Metazoa, Chordata, Mammalia, Rodentia, Spalacidae. The record is from RefSeq and is a predicted model, not a curated record. The coding region runs from base 828 to 2930 and encodes 700 amino acids.